AUGGACGACAUCUCAACAGCUGAGUCGCAAUGGCUGUCUCAACUGGCUGCGAUGCGGCAGGCUAUUGCAGAUCUGAAGCUGCCAAAAGGUCAGAAUGUCGAACCGAUUAGUUAUGGAAGCGAUAUCGACUUGGACAUUGACGACGACUAUUCUUCCCCGGGGACGGUGGAUGAUGUUUGGGACAUUAUCAGCUCCGAUGACGAAGCGGAUAGUGGCUUGGAUGACCUGACUGACGUACCUUCCCACGUUGCUCCCUCUCAGUCCGCUGCAUAUGACCGAACCUGGUUGGGGGAACGAUGCCUCGACGUUGCCAUGCGGAAUUCGACCAUGGAUGCUGAGGAGCUCUCGCAGCAAAUAAUCGCGGCGCUUGCUACGGACAGUGAUGACGCCGAGUUGCAAAUGUCUCUCGCCGAAAUCGUUGGCUUUGAUGACCUGGAUUUGGUGAUUGAGCUCAUCGCUCAUCGCGGGGAGAUCUUGUCUGACAAACAUCAGCGGGGCGAGGCACAAACCGACGGUCUUGCCUCUGGGAAACUGCAGACCCGAGCAGAGAGAGCGCAAGGCUUGCGAGAGCGUGAUUGGCAGCAUAAGAAUGCCCCGCUGUUGGCUGCACAAACUCGGACCGAGCCUCAAUAUCCGCAUGUUUACAAGCUUCAUACCUCUGGGAACCUUCUAUCCCCCAAUGGCAGAAAAUUCGGUCUUCCGGUUGGAAGCAGGGAAAUUGAGGAGCCCAAGUAUACGGAGUAUGAGAUCCCUGCGUCCAGAGUUGGAGCGGUGCAACCCAAUCAAAAGCUCGUAGAAAUUGCGGGCUUGGACGGUCUCUGUCGAGGAACUUUCAAGGGCUAUAAGGCACUCAACCGAAUGCAGAGUUUGCUGUAUGAGGUCGCAUAUAAGACAAACGAGAAUAUGCUCAUUUGUGCGCCUACUGGUGCUGGUAAAACGGAUGCUGCAAUGCUCACCAUUCUCAACGCAAUUGGAAAGAAUACGACCCCCAACCCACUUGAAAUGCCUGAUGCCACCGAGUUUACCGUCCAGGUAGAUGAUUUCAAGAUUGUCUAUGUGGCACCCAUGAAGGCUCUUGCCGCCGAAGUCACCGAAAAGCUCGGCAAGCGACUGGCGUGGCUGGGAAUUCAAGUUCGCGAGCUCACCGGUGACAUGCAACUGACCAAGCGAGAAAUUGUCGAAACCCAAAUCAUUGUGACGACCCCCGAGAAGUGGGAUGUUGUGACUCGCAAAAGUACGGGGGAUACCGAGCUUGUGCAGAAAGUCCGAUUGCUCAUCAUCGAUGAAGUUCACAUGCUUCAUGAUGAACGAGGUGCUGUGAUUGAAUCCUUAGUUGCCCGUACUCAACGCCAAGUGGAGAGUACCCAGUCAUUGAUUCGCAUCAUUGGUCUUUCAGCCACACUCCCCAACUACGUGGAUGUUGCAGACUUCCUGAAAGUGAAUAAGAUGGCGGGACUCUUCUUCUUUGAUUCUUCAUUCCGACCAGUGCCUUUGGAGCAACACUUUAUCGGUGUCAAAGGCAAGCCGGGAUCAAAGCAAUCCCGUGAGAACCUCGAUGUCGUUGCUUUUGAAAAGGUUCGUGAUAUGGUGCAAAGGGGCCACCAGGUCAUGGUCUUUGUUCAUUCGCGUAAAGACACUGUCCUCACGGCUCGCCUACUCAAGCAGUUGGCUGCCGAGGAAGGAUGCGAAGAUCUGUUUAGCUGUCAGGAACACGAAGGAUACUCCAACGCUUUGCGGGAUAUGAAACAUGCCCGAGCUCGUGAGCUUCGUGAUCUCUUCGCAAGCGGCUUUGGCACACAUCAUGCUGGUAUGAGCCGCAGUGAUCGUAACCUGAUGGAGCGUAUGUUUUCUGAGGGAUUGAUCAAGGUUCUGUGCUGUACGGCCACCCUUGCCUGGGGUGUCAACUUGCCAGCCGCAGCUGUUGUGAUCAAAGGAACUCAGUUGUACAAUCCACAGGAAGGUAAAUUCGUCGAUCUCAGCAUCUUGGAUGUGCUUCAGAUCUUUGGUCGCGCUGGUCGUCCUCAGUUCCAGGAUACCGGUAUUGGCUUCAUUUGUACGACCCAUGACAAACUGCAGCAUUACUUGUCUGCCGUGACAGCUCAACAACCGAUCGAGUCCAAGUUCUCCAGCCGUCUCGUUGACAACCUCAACGCUGAGAUCGCGCUUGGUACCGUGACAUCCAUCUCUGAAGCGGUCCAGUGGCUGGGCUAUUCAUACCUCUUUGUCCGCAUGAAGCGUGAGCCUCGCAACUACGGUAUCGAGUAUGCGGAGCUGAGGGAUGACCCAAUGCUUGUUCAGAGACGGCGACAACUGAUCAUUCAAGCCGCGCAGACGCUGCAAAAAAGUCAAAUGAUCAUCUUUAAUGAGAAGACGGAAGACCUGAAGGCCAAGGAUGUAGGGCGCAUUGCGAGUCAAUAUUACGUCUUACAGACGAGUAUUGAAAUUUUCAAUGACCAGAUGCGUCCUCAGUCCGGAGAGGCGGACGUUCUUAGAAUGAUCAGUCUGAGCGGCGAGUUUGACAACAUUCAAUCUCGUGACAGCGAAUCAAAGGAACUGCAACGGCUACGUGAUGAAGUCGUCCAGACCGAAGUCGAAGGAGGCAACGAUUCUCCCCACGCAAAAACCAACAUUCUGCUCCAAUCCUACAUCUCUCGUGCCCGAAUUGAGGACUUUGCUCUCGUCUCGGACACUGGGUACGUAGCUCAGAAUGCUGCUCGCAUUUGUCGGGCGCUAUUCAUGAUUGCUUUGAACCGCCGCUGGGGCUAUCAAUGCCAGGUGUUGCUUUCCAUGUGCAAGUCCAUCGAGAAGCAAAUUUGGCCCUUCGAUCACCCCUUCCACCAAUUUGAUUUGCCUCAGCCCGUACUGAGGAAUUUGGACGAGAGGCUUCCAACUUCGUCUAUUGAAUCUAUGCGGGAGAUGGACUCGGCCGAGAUCGGUCAACUUGUCCACAAUCAAAAGAUGGGCAAAGUAUUGACCAAGUUGCUGGACAAUUUCCCUACUCUGAGUGUGGAAACCGAGAUUGCGCCCUUGAACAGAGAUGUUUUGCGCAUUCGACUCUUGAUCUAUCCCGAAUUUAGCUGGAAUGACCGCCACCAUGGAAGCUCCGAGUCGUUCUGGGUGUGGGUUGAGAAUUCCGAGACUUCGGAGAUCUACCACCAUGAGUAUUUCAUUCUCAGUCGCAAGAAGCUCUUUGAUGAUCACGAACUCAACUUCACUAUCCCGCUGUCUGACCCACUACCCAGCCAGAUCUACAUUCGGAUCAUCUCAGACCGCUGGCUUGGUGCCGAAACUGUCAGCCCUGUGUCUUUCCAGCACUUGAUUCGCCCCGACACAGAAAGUGUCUAUACAGAUCUCUUGAACCUGCAGCCUCUCCCCAUCUCUGCCCUCAAAAACCCUAUUCUCGAGGAGGUCUAUGGCCAACGCUUCCAGUUUUUCAAUCCUAUGCAAACUCAAAUUUUCCAUCUACUUUAUCAUACGGCCUCGAACGUUCUUCUUGGAUCUCCUACUGGCAGUGGUAAGACUGUGGCCGCAGAGCUAGCUAUGUGGUGGGCCUUCCGUGAGAAGCCUGGAUCCAAGGUCGUUUAUAUUGCUCCCAUGAAAGCCCUCGUCCGCGAGCGUGUCCAGGAUUGGCGCAAACGCUUGACGGGCCCAAUGGGCUUGAAGCUUGUUGAGUUAACUGGCGACAAUACUCCGGAUACGCGGACGAUUCGAGACGCUGAUAUCAUCAUCACUACGCCAGAGAAGUGGGAUGGUAUCUCCCGUAGUUGGCAAACUCGAGACUAUGUGCGCAAAGUCAGUCUGGUUAUCAUUGAUGAGAUUCACCUCUUGGGAGGAGAUCGAGGUCCUAUCUUGGAGAUUAUUGUAUCCCGCAUGAAUUACAUUGCCUCGCAAUCCAAGGGGUCCGUGAGGCUUAUGGGCAUGUCUACUGCCUGUGCCAACGCCACCGAUCUGGCGAACUGGCUCGGUGUCAAAGAAGGACUGUAUAACUUCCGCACUCUGUUCGUCCGGUUCCGCUGGAAAUCUUCAUCGACGGCUUCCGGAAACGGAACAGCACCAACAUUCCUGGCUAUCAAGAACCAUUCGCCCGAAAAGCCCGUGAUUGUGUUUGUUGCGUCCCGCCGACAGACUCGUCUCACAGCCAAGGACUUGAUCAAUUACUGCGGAAUGGAGGAUAAUCCUCGUCGCUUUGUGCGGAUGUCUGAGGAAGAUCUGGAGCUUAACCUGGCACGAGUCAAAGAUGACGCCUUGCGCGAGGCUCUCAACUUUGGAAUUGGGUUGCACCACGCUGGUCUUGUUGAGUCUGAUAGGCAACUGGCAGAGGAGCUUUUCGCCAACAACAAGAUUCAGAUUCUGGGCACACAGUUCUUUGAUGCGAAGAUUGAAGGCUACCGUGAUAUGGACUUGACCGACGUGCUUCAGAUGCUUGGUCGCGCUGGUCGGCCACAGUUUGAUAAUUCGGGUAUCGCGCGAAUCUUUACCCAGGACUCUAAGAAAGCAUUCUACAAGCAUUUCUUACACACGGGCUUUCCAGUUGAGUCAACUCUACACAAGGUUUUGGACAAUCACUUGGGCGCCGAAGUCUCUGCAGGGACAAUCGGUACGAAGCAGGAUGCGCUUGACUAUUUGACAUGGACUUUCUUCUUCCGUCGCCUCCACAAAAAUCCCUCUUAUUACGGCCUUGAGAUUUCUGCCGAGGAGCAAAACACAAUGGCUGCGCACGCUACUGCCCAAGACUUUAUGAUUGAAUUGGUUGACAAUUCACUCAAUGAUUUGGCAGAGUCCUCUUGUGUACUGGUUGACUCUGCUACUGGCGAAGUGGAUUCGACUCCUUUCGGCAAGAUCAUGAGUUAUUACUACCUUUCUCAUAAGACGAUCCGUUUCCUGAUGACGCAUGCCAACCGCGACCCUUCCUUCCAAGAUGUUCUGAGCUGGAUGUGCUCUGCCACUGAAUUCGACGAAUUGCCUGUUCGGCACAAUGAAGAUCUUAUCAACGCCGAGUUGGCUCAAAACCUGCCACUUUCCACGGAGUCAAUGGGUGACAUUCCCAUGUGGGAUCCUCACGUCAAAGCUUUCCUCUUGCUGCAAGCUUAUAUGUCUCGGAUCGACCUUCCCAUUUCUGAUUAUGUCGGUGAUCAAACAUCUGUUUUGGAUCAAAGCAUUCGCAUCAUUCAGGCAUCAAUUGACGUUAUGGCUGAGCUCGGAUUCAUACCAGCGUGUGAGAUGUUUGUGACUCUUUUGCAGUGUAUUAAAUCUGCACGCUGGCCAGAAGAUCACGCGUUGUCUAUUCUUCCAGGGAUCCCCGUGGAGAAGCCACCCCGUGGACUUCCCGCCUCUCUUGUCAAACUAUCUUCUCAACCCAGAUCUGCUGUCUCUGAGUUGGCUAAGAAGUUGAACUUGCAUCCUGGAUUCAGCAAAGCGGUCAAUCAACUGCCAAAUAUAUCUCUCGCAGUCGCUGGGAUUUCUUCAAAAGGUCUCAGCGUCUCCAUCACUCGCCGCAACCCCUCUACCAACUCCGAAUAUCGCAUCUACGCGCCAAAAUUCCCUAAGCCACAGACCGAAGGGUUUUUCCUGGUCGUCUGUAGUGCUCGGCCCGAUGGUUCUGACGGCGAGCUCCUUGGCUUGAAGCGCGUGUCGUGGCCAUCUUCUACUGGAAAUAAUGGCAAGUUCCACAAUCGUGGAGGGGCAGCUUUUGGCUCGGGUCGCGCUGGUGCUGGCAACGGCAAGGGUCGUGGUGAUAAUGGCCCAAUCACCAUACGCUCCCUAGUCAAGUUCCCCGGUGCCGCCUUUGCUCAGAGCCUGUCUUUGACCAAUGGCGGGCUUAGCCGGGUGAAUGUGAAGCUCAUCAGCGACUCAUAUCCUGGCAUGCAGUGGGAUUUAUCCAAGGUGGAGGUUGAACUUGCCCCAAACCCAACUACUGCUACCCAAACGGUUGAGCCUUCCUCCAGCGUCAGCCUGAAAGACGACGCGGCAUGA
Messenger RNA from Penicillium oxalicum, 5973 nucleotides. Its product is annotated as RNA helicase SLH1. Gene Ontology annotation, molecular function: nucleic acid binding; ATP binding; ATP hydrolysis activity. The record is from RefSeq and is a predicted model, not a curated record. The coding region runs from base 1 to 5973 and encodes 1990 amino acids. The transcript is spliced from 3 exons. NCBI's taxonomy places the organism in Eukaryota, Fungi, Ascomycota, Eurotiomycetes, Eurotiales, Aspergillaceae.